AUGCAACAGAGAGCCCCGAACAUGAGGAGGAGCCGACACCGCGCAAACAUGGGACUUUCAGUGCUUUUCAGAUGGCUUGUGUUCACAGUGGUGGUGCCUGCCUGGCUGCUCGCUGUUCCCAGUGGCAUCCGCGAGCGUCCCUGCCCCCUGAGCUGUAGAUGUGAUGGGAAAAUAAUAUACUGCGAAUCCAAUGCCUUCCGUGACGUGCCAAACAACGUGUCUGUCGGCACACAGGGCCUGUCCCUGCGGUACAACAGCCUGGUGAACCUCAGAGCCCACCAGUUCGCAGGCCUGAGUCAACUAGUUUGGCUCUACCUCGACCACAAUUACAUCAACGCCGUGGACGGCCAGGCUUUUCACGGCAUACGCAGGCUCAAAGAACUGAUUCUCAGCUCGAAUAAGAUCACACAGCUGAAAAACAACACUUUCCACGACGUCCCCAACUUGCGUAACCUUGACCUUUCCUACAAUAAGCUGCAGGUCCUUCAGCCGAAUCAGUUUGUGGGUCUACGGAAGCUGCUGAGUUUACACUUGAGGUCAAACUCCUUAAAAACUGUCCCCAUGCGAGUUUUCCUCGACUGUCGCAACCUGGAGUUUCUAGAUAUCGGCUACAACAGGCUUCGGAGCCUCACACGUAAUGCCUUUGCAGGACUCCUGAAGCUCAUCGAGCUUCAUUUGGAGCAUAACCAGUUUUCAAAGAUAAAUUUUGCUCAUUUCCCACGCCUGACUAACCUGAGGGCCCUCUAUCUUCAGUGGAACCGUAUCAAACUGCUCACCCAGGGCCUGCCGUGGAUGUGGACUUCCUUGCAAAAGUUGGACCUGUCAGGAAAUGAGCUUCAAAUGUUGGAUCCGAGCACAUUUCAAUGCCUGCCUAAUCUACAGACUCUCAACCUGGACUCCAACAAACUCAGCAACGUCUCUCAGCAGACAGUGGAGGCUUGGAUCUCGCUCACCACCAUCAGUCUUGCUGGCAAUUUGUGGUACUGUAACCCCAACAUUUGUCCUCUGGUGUCCUGGCUCAAAGCCUUUAAGGGCAACAAGGAGUCUACUAUGAUUUGUGCCAGCCCCAAGGAGGCCCAAGGAGAGAAAGUUACUGAUGUGGUGGAGACUUAUAACAUCUGCACAGCGACGCCGACCCCCAUCCCCUCAACGAAAGCGCCCCUCACUUCUGCGUUUCCACCUGAGCUGCUGCCUCUUACCACAAAGUCUGUGGCGGAUAAAAAGCUGAUGUGGAACAGGACAGCCUCCCCGACUCCCACCGAGGCCUCCCCCACCAUCCCCCUGCCAGACACCGAGUAUGUGUCCUUCCACAAGAUCAUAGCUGGUAGCGUGGCCCUCUUCUUAUCUGUGGCUAUAAUUCUGCUGGUUAUAUAUGUCUCGUGGAAGCGCUAUCCCAGCAGUAUCAAACAGCUUCAGCAGCGCUCAGCAGUUAAAAAGCGCCAGAAAAAGGCACGGGAGACUGAGCGCUCCCUUAAUUCACCACUGCAAGAGUACUAUGUGGACUACAAGCCUUCACACUCAGAGACUAUGGAUGUGCUGGUUAAUGGGACAGGACCUUACACAUACACCAUCUCAGGCUCCAGGGAAUGCGAGGUAUGA
Messenger RNA from Stegastes partitus (bicolor damselfish), 1599 nucleotides. RefSeq names its product leucine-rich repeat transmembrane neuronal protein 4. The coding region runs from base 1 to 1599 and encodes 532 amino acids. The record is from RefSeq and is a predicted model, not a curated record. Gene Ontology annotation, molecular function: protein binding. Lineage: Eukaryota; Metazoa; Chordata; Actinopteri; Pomacentridae. The transcript is spliced from 2 exons.